AAGUUCUGUGUGACAUUCAACAUGUUCAAAAAACAGAGAUGCGUGGAAAGAACAGUUUUGGGAAGUAGGUUUGCGCUAACUUUACGGAUGGUUAGCCCAUGACGAUCCAGGCCAUGGCUCGUCAAGGACGUGAGGAGACAAUAAUCCUAGUAUUGAAUCACCGAUUCUCGCCUAUGCUCGAGCUUUGAUAAAGCUGACAUAACCUGCGUGUGCUGCAGCAAUCACACUGGUCUGGGCUGACGGUGCUGGGUCCAGAAUCGCAUGCGGUCCCAUCUUUAUCUCGGACACCGAUCAGCCACGUAAAGAACCUUAUGUUGCUGUUUCUGUGGCCACAGAGCCAUUGACAUUGCGUUAACGCAGCCAGUAAAAAUGGCUGCAUGUGUGGUUGUUGUGCUGGCAGCGCUGACCUGUGGUGCUUAUGCAACAGACAGACCAGUGAUAGGAGUACUGGCACAAGGCACCUAUGGGCACUUUGCCAAGUAUGGCCACAUGUACAUAGCGGCGUCCUACGUGAAGUUCGUGGAGGCGGCGGGCGGACGGGCCGUGCCCGUAUUCAACAACCUGAGUGCAGAGCAGGCCGGAGAGGUGUUUGAGCAACUCAAUGGCGUAUUGUUGCCGGGUGGUGGUGCCAACUUGAGCGAUUCCGGUUAUGCACUUAACAGCCGAGUGCUUAUCAAUAAGUCGAUUGAAGCGUUCAAGAAAGGAGAUCAUUUCCCGGUUUGGGCUACAUGCAGGGGAAUGGAAGAGCUCGUUGCAAUGUUUGGGAGCUCUGAUCUGCUGAGCUUUUUUGAUUCGUCCAACAUCAGCCUUCCGCUGAAGUUCACGAAACUUGCUGCUGAUAGCAAGCUUCUUGGAUCUUGUCCAGAUGAGAUUGCGCAAUGGUUGCGCGUGGAGCCACUAACGAUGAACUUCCACCGGCUCGGAAUAAGUCCUGAGAGCUUUGAAUCCACUGUGUCUCUUGCCAAUGUCUUUGAUGUUCUGGCUACUAGUACUGACCGAGAUGGAAAGGAGUUUGUCUCGCUCAUCGAGGCCCGCGACUAUCCGAUCUUCUCGUCCAUCUUUCACCCGGAGAAGAGUAUGUUUGAGUGGAACAGCAAGUACGACAUCAACCACUCGCUUCACGCUGUCAAGGCCGCUCAGUAUUUUGCUGAUUUCUUCGUCAACGAGGCGCGCGCCAGUACUCACAGCUUUCCUGCGAACACCGAUGCUGCGGCGGCUGCCCUGCACCUCUUCUACGACUACGAGCCAGUGUACACGGGAAAGAACGGCUCCAUGUUUGAGCAAUGCUACUUCUUUUAGCAGCCUGUGCUCCUCACACGCCGCAGGGCUCUUCGCACUUUAGGUACGUGCGUGUGCAUGUGUACGUACACGCACACAUGCAACUUUGCAUGUGAUGCACUAUUCACAUUAACGUGCAAUUCACGGUGAGUGAAAUUCACUGCGGAAAGCCUGGCCCGUUUCGCCGGGUUUUGCUUCACAGAGCGUUUUAUGUACUGAUUUUUACGCGUCGAUAUGGACUUCUGGCCUGGCUGCUGGUCGGUCAUUGGCGAAUUACACAGCUGACACAUUUUUCUAGUUCAGCAUUCUUACCACUUUACAGCUUUGUUUUUAGCGUGACCAUUAUGUACACGUAUCAUCUGACCUUGUCUACAUUAGAAUCCGAGAAGAAACGUGUACACAACUGGAGGUGCUGGUCUAGCCAGCCAUGUGUAUGCAUGCGGUACAAUGUACUACAAAUUCCAGUACCCGAAGCCGUGCAGAAGACGUUACACAAUACGAGUGGUGUCUGGCGUAGCCGGGGUCCUCAGA
Sycon ciliatum is the source of this 1809-nucleotide messenger RNA. Its product is annotated as gamma-glutamyl hydrolase-like. Gene Ontology annotation, molecular function: gamma-glutamyl-peptidase activity. Gene Ontology annotation, cellular component: vacuole. Lineage: Eukaryota; Metazoa; Porifera; Calcarea; Leucosolenida; Sycettidae. The record is from RefSeq and is a predicted model, not a curated record. The coding region runs from base 370 to 1299 and encodes 309 amino acids. The transcript has a single exon. Gene Ontology annotation, biological process: tetrahydrofolylpolyglutamate metabolic process.